This is a messenger RNA of Cannabis sativa, 3057 nucleotides long. RefSeq lists its product as uncharacterized. The record is from RefSeq and is a predicted model, not a curated record. Gene Ontology annotation, molecular function: RNA-DNA hybrid ribonuclease activity; nucleic acid binding. Bases 1 to 3057 code for a protein of 1018 amino acids. Lineage: Eukaryota; Viridiplantae; Streptophyta; Magnoliopsida; Rosales; Cannabaceae. The transcript is spliced from 2 exons.
AUGGAAAGUUUCUCUUCAAAGCUUCAUAAAACCAGAAGUGCGCUUCAGGUUUGGAGAAAGACUGCUUUUGGAGAUUGUGACUUAAUGAUAAAACAUUUAGAGGAGCGGUUAGCAUGGAUUCAGAAUCAAAACUUAUUGCCUCAUCUUGCAUCCGAGGAGAAAGAUAUUCUCCAAAAUCUGAAUAUGUGGUGGUUGCGAAAGGAGAGUAUCAACAGACAGAAAUCAAGGGAGGUGUGGCUUAGGCUUGGUGACCGGAAUUCUCGGUUCUUUCAUACUGCUACUGCUGUUCGUAGUCGAAGAAAUCAAAUUUGGUCCCUCAAGGAUAAAUUUGGUAGAUCGUGGGAUGAAAGAGAGAAAAUCUCAGGUAUUAUCAAUGAUUAUUUUUAUAACCUUUUCUCCUCUGGUCAUCCUUCAAUCCCCGGCGAUUUUGAUUCUCUAUUUUACGUGAAAGUGGAUGAGAAUGCAAACACUCGUUAUCUAAUCCAUAAUCCUGAGAAGAUUGAACAGUUUCGUCCAAUCAGUUUGUGUAACUUUCUCUACAAGGUUGUUGCAAAGAUCAUUGCAAAUAGGUUACGCCCUAUUAUGAAUGAUUUAGUUUCGCCUCUUCAGUCGGCUUUUAUUCCGGGAAGAUGGAUUGCAGAAUCUUCUAUCCUGACACAAGAAAUUGUUUAUAAGAUUAGGCAAAAGAAAGGGAAGGGUGGUUUAAUGGCGGUCAAGCUUGAUAUGCUCAAAGCAUACGACAGAAUGGAAUGGUCCUUCAUUGAAAGAGUUCUGAUGGCUAAUGGUUUCGACUCUAAAGUUUGUCAUCUGAUUAUGGCUUGUGUGAGAAGUGUGUCUUAUUCUGUUUUGCUCAAUGGUAGUCCGAUAAAGAAAAUUGUUCCUCAGAGGGGUUUGCGUCAAGGAGAUCCUUUGUCCCCUUUUUUAUUCUUACUUUGUCAAGAGGUUCUCUCAAAACUUCUGUUGAAAGCUGAGUCUGAUGGGUUGGUUCAUGGAAUUAAAAUAGCAUCAUCGGCUCCUCCCAUUAAUCAUCUCAUGUUUGCCGAUGAUACUAUUUUGUUCUGUAGGGCCAAUGAAGGGGAAGCUGAGACUAUUAUUCAAUGUUUGUCAACUUAUGAACAAUGGUCUGGGCAAAAGUGUAGCAUGUCAAAAUCCAGUGUUCUUUUCUCUUCAAACUUAAUCCAUACCCGUAAGCAAUCUCUGCUGAAUUGCUUAAAGGUUUCCCAAGUUACUGGAGACGAAUUGCAUCUGGGGAACCCCUUCGUGUUCAAAAGAAGGAAGAAGGAAGAUUACACCAAGUUGAGGUUGAGUUUGACAAAGCGUUUGGAAGGUUGGAAAUUGAAACUGUUAUCCUAUGCGGGUAGGCUCACUCUCAUUAAGUCAGUGGCUGCUUCCAUUCCCGUUUACAGGAUGUCAACCAACGAGAUUCCCCUUUCCAUCUGCAGAAGUUUGGACGCGUUGGUGAGAAAGUUCUGGUGGACUGGGAAUGUGAACAAAGACAGAUUUAUGGCUUUCAAAUCCUGGGAUAUCAUUUGUCAACCAAAAUCUCAUGGUGGCCUGGGAAUUCGAAAAUUUGAAGACAUGAACAAGGCUCUCUUAUCGAAACUUGCUUGGCAUGUUGCUUCCCAUGCCCCUAAACCUUGGGUUCAAUGUCUUUUGAGCAAAUACUGCCAUCAUGGUUCUUUUUGGAAUGUUGAACACAAGGCAAACGAAUCCUAUGUUUGGAAAGGAAUCUUAAAUACAAGAGAGCUUAUUCUUAAAGGUUCAGUUUCUAUGGCUGCUAGUGGGGUCUCUAUUGAUUUUUGGAAACAACCUUGGAUUCCUUGGUUAAGUUGGAGUGAUUUUAAUGAUUUGAUGAAAAAGUUAAGAGGGAAAGGUUUUACUAUAAGAUCUUUGGCUGAUUUAUCCCUGGAGGGUAGAUGGGAUCAGGAAGUGGUUUCCCAAAUUUUUGAUGAGGAGUUUGCAAAGAAGAUCCUGGAUAUCCCUAGACUUCCCAUUCAUCAUGGUGAUCGGCUGGUGUGGAAAAACAGGAAGAAUGGUGUUUUCUCCGUUAAGGAUGCUUAUUAUGUAGACCAGGUUUCUAGUUUUAGACCUUCUCUGGAGAUUUGGAAGCACAUUUGGCAUUCAUCUAUUCACCCUAGAGUGUCAAUUAUGCUUUGGAGAAUUCUCAAUGAGGCUCUUCCUACGAAAUCUAGGCUUCCAUUUCUAUCGGAGAAGACUUGUUUCUUGUGUGGGUGUGCUGAAGAGAACUGUCUGCAUUUGUUCAAAGAGUGUUCUGUGGUUAAAGCAAUUUGGUUUACUGGUUUAUUCCCCUGCCACCUUGAUUCCAUCCCUGGUGAUUCAUUGAUUCAGGCUUUAGAAGCCAUUUGCACUACGUUCUCGAGUGUCAAAAGGCCACAGAUCCUUCUUUAUUUUGGCUGUGUUGCGUUGGCUAUUUGGCAGCAAAGAAACUUAAUGAGAUUAAAAGGAGGGGCUGUGAAUUUUGAUAAAAUUAUGUUUUCGUUCUCUUCCUCUUUAAACGAUUUUGCUUGCCUUUCUCUUCCUGUUGGUAAUCCAGGGGCUGUUACUAGUCCUCUCUCUGCUGAAAUUUGUAGAAAGGGUGUGGAUAUGGUGCUCGUAGUUGAUGCUUCUUGGCGUGAUGGUGUUGCGGGUUUGGCGGCUGUUAUGACAAACUUCGUUAAUGGGAGCUGGGCUUAUAAGACUGCCCAGGUGAAAGCGACUUCUCCUCUGGAAGCUGAAGCGAGAGCGGUUCUUCUGGCUCUGGCGUGGGCAGCUAGUUCCGAUUGGAAGUCUAUUCACCUGUUCUCGGACUCUUCGAUAGUUAUUAACAAUUUUUCUAAGGAUAGAAUCCUUCCUGAUUGGCUAAUUAUGGAUGUCUCAUUUUCUGUUUUAGACUUGGUAAAGUUGUUUGACGUGUGUAAGUUUUCUUUUAUUCCUCGUCGGUUAAACUCUGUGGCGGAUGGCCUUGCCGGGAGUACUAGAAUUUCUAGUCCAAAGGCAGGAUUGUUCCUUGGGGAGGGAAUUUCCCCUGUGAUUCCCAUCUUUUGCUCUUGUUGUUAA